Molecule: messenger RNA, 5930 nt
Organism: Strigops habroptila (Kakapo)
Lineage: Eukaryota; Metazoa; Chordata; Aves; Psittaciformes; Psittacidae
Gene: MVB12B
Product: multivesicular body subunit 12B
Exons: 10
Coding region: 291-1235 (314 amino acids)
Biological process (GO): regulation of epidermal growth factor receptor signaling pathway; virus maturation; viral budding
Cellular component (GO): late endosome; ESCRT I complex
Source: RefSeq, a predicted model, not a curated record
CGGCGGGGGGGGCCGGUGCGGGGCGGGCUCUGGGCCCUGCGCGCCGCGGUCCGGUCGCGGGUGGGCGGGGGCCUGCGCGGCGGCGGCGGCGGGGGGAGCCCGGGCUGCGCCGUGCUGCGCUGCUGCGGCCCCGGGGCCCGGCACAACGCGCCCCGCCGGGUGAGGCUCCGCGCGGGGCCGGGCCGCGGCCUGCCCGCCGCUCCCCGCCCCGCUCCGCCCGGGCCCGCAGGCCGCUCCCCCGCCGCCGCCGCUCCUCCCGCCGGGCCGCCCCGCGCCGGCCCCGCCGGGCGAUGAGGAGCUGCUUCUGCCUGCGACGGGGGAGCCGCGACCCGCCGCCCGCUACACGGGCAACAGAUCAGUCCAUAAUGCCUGAAGUGCGAGACCUCUCCGAUGCCUUGCCCGACUUGCCGAUGGAUCCCAUCACGGGUGUUGGUGUGGUUGCAUCCCGAAACCGAGCACCGACAGAUUAUGAUGUAGUUGCACAAACAGCAGAUGGCUUGGAUGCUGACCUCUGGAAAGAUGGCUUAUUUAAAUCCAAGGUCACACGGUACCUGUGCUUCACGAGAUCGUUUUCAAAAGAAAAUAGUCAUUUAGGCAAUGUCUUGGUUGAUAUGAAGCUCAUUGAUAUCAAGGACACUUUACCCGUGGGCUUCAUUCCCAUCCAGGAGACCUCUGAUACACAAGAAAUAGCUUUCAGGAAGAAAAGGCUGUGCAUUAAAUUCAUCCCUCGAGAUUCUACAGAGGCAGCGAUCUGUGAUAUCCGAAUCCUGGGUAGAUCUAAACAAGCCCCUCCUCAGUACACCUUCAUAGGGGAGUUGAACAACAUGGGCAUUUGGUACCGGAUGGGCAGAGUUCCACGCAACCAUGAGCCUUCACAGCCCGAGACUCCUCCUGCCCAAGCACCAUCUUCAACACCCGCUCCUAACCUGCCAAGGCAUAUCUCACUGACACUUCCUGCCAGCUUUCGAGGGAAAAGUCACAGCACUCGCCUAGACUUGGAGCACCAGCACUCGAAUUUGUACGCCAUAUCAGCAAUGGAUGGAGUGCCUUUCAUGAUUUCGGACAAGUUUGCCUGUGCUCCUGAAGGGAUGCAGCCAGUUGAUCUCUUGGGCAUCACAAUCAAAACCCUUGCAGAAAUCGAAAAGGAGUACGACUACAGCUUCCGGACGGAGCAGAGCGCGGCGGCCCGGCUGCCACCCAGCCCCACGAGGUGCCCACCGGUCCCGCAGUCCUGAGCGGGGCGGCCGGCGCUGGAGCGGGAUGUGCGUGCAUACUACUGAGUGGGAUGCGGCGCCGGGGCCAUCCCAGACCUCCGCUCGUCCGGCCAUCGCCGCCCUCCCUGCGCUGCACCACCUCCUCCUGCACACGCCGCUCCACGCCUUGGGACUGCGCAACCCUUUGGCAGCUGCCCUCACCCUCCCUCGCUGCUGCGGGCUCCUCUCCACGUGAGUACGUGACUGGGAGCCUUGAGGCAGCCCCUUGGUCAUCCCCACUUCAUAACUCCUGCUGCAGGACAGUGUUAAAAACCAGAGCUGUAACAAACUGCUGCAAACAGCAACUAUGAGCUCGUGGACCAUCAAGAAAUGCUCAGCAGCGAGCCCUGAAAGUAAGGAAGAGCAAAAGAUAUGGCUGGUUAAUCCAGGAGCCUCUGUGCAUCCUGCCUGAGCUUACAUGGAGCUGAUGGGCUCUCGACGCCUUGCAGCAGGAGGCCCCUAUGGCACAUGGUCCAGCAGGCAGCACCAAGCCACAGCAGAUGCCCUGUCUGCCUCCGCCAAGGUCCUGGGCACACAGCAGCUCCACCACAGCCAGGAUCAACACAAGGAUGUGAUCACUUGGCUUUGCUGUAACUGGCAGAGCCGGGGUCACUUACUCAGACUUGCCUUGUGCUCUCUUCCCCAGGCAAGGCAGAGGGGUGCAGAGAGCACAAGCUGCGCUGCUGUUCCCGAGGGGAAGCACCUCUACUUUGCAAAGGGUGUCCACGUGUCUGUCAGGACCAAGAGUGACAAACAUCCUGUAUUUCUUCCUGGGCUGGAUGCUGGCAGCGCCCCGCUAACCCCCGGCCAUGCUGCCUGCAGAGCUGAAGCCCUGCUGGCAACUUGGAUGCUGUCACCUGCCUGUCACUUCAGACAGUUUUCUAAUACUUGCCCCGCUAGCUGCUAAAACAAAAGAGAUGUGCCUGUUCCCUCGUGUGCUCAUGGGGAAGCACUGAACUCUGACGUAGUGCAGGAUGAGAGUGGGAUGCAUUAAACCCUGACCUCAGCCUCCUUGUGAUCGCUGACCUUAGCUCGCUCCCGAGUCAAAUGCAUGUCUUGGAGAAGUCUGUUGCUGUAAUAAGUUAUUUAGAAGUGCCCAUCUGACUCCGUGCUGCUUUCUCAAGUCUCUGCUGUGGAACAAAGCUACAUCAUGGCAGCAAAAUGGCAUUUUUUAAGUAAGUGUCCAAACGUACCAUUUUUUAUAUUGUAAAAUACUGAUUACCUAACCCUAUUGAAAUGCAAUUGCCAUAGUAACAAAUAACAGUGUUGUCGCUCUCAGUCUGGGUCGUACGUAUGCCCUGACCUGCUUUGCACUGCUUUUGAUUGAUCUUGCGUUUUCUAGCUGGACAGGAUGGUGACUAACAGUAGGUUUUGUACUGUCAGCUUGUAUUUUUUAUUUGUACAUAUGUAAAAUAUUUCUUGUCCAAAGAUUCAUUUCUGGGUUUAAGGCGCCAUGCUGUAUUGCUGGAAUAAUGAGCACAAAAUCCUUACCGUUCUGGACAGACUCGUUUCAAGUCUUUGCUUCAACUUCUUCCAAUCAGGUAAAUUGUUUUCUGAAACUGCCUCUGUAAGGCAAGGCUUUGCCAUUGGGAAGUAGAGGCUCCUGUGGUUGCAGGUGUGUUGUAUUUGGGCAAAAGACUCAAAGCUAUCCCAUUUGCACCAGCUCCGGAGCUUUGGUGACCUUCUGGAAGUGCUCGUUUACUUGGAGGUUGCAGCACCACUUUUAGUUCUUAUUUAUCCUGCAGGAAAGAAAAGCCAGACCUCACUGCCAAGCUUCACAAAGGCUAGAUUGAUGAUGCCGACAUCGACAAAUGAACAUACCAUGGCAGCCUGGUCAUUCGGCUCAGGUUCACUUGAAGUUCAAAUCCACUCCAUGCUGUAGCACUAUGCCCAUCUCAUCCAUCUUUUGUCUUUCUAUUUUUCUGCUUGUAAUUUGUUCUGUAGUUUUCUGUGGCAUCCAUUUAUAGCUUCUCCUGUGGCUUAGUGGACAUUGCAGGUAGGUAGAAGCCCUCUGCAGCAGUGCAUUCCUUGUGGCUUUGGGAUGAAGGAGCUGCAGAGAUAUUCCCUGUUCCUGGUGGUGGAGGAGCAAGGGCUGCAGGUAGGUGCAGGGCAGCCAGUGCAGAGUCCGCAGAGCUCCACGGGCAGUUCCUGCCAUUGGGAGAUGGGGACGUGGCUGCCAGGAGCUUUUCCUCAAGCCACAUCUUCCCACACCCAGGGCAGGGCUGACCAUGGAGCAGCUGGAGCACUCCAGGAAGAGCAGGUUUGGAUAGCUGCUGAGCCCUGCGAUCAGUGGGGUGCUCCCUGGGAACGUCUUGGAAUAAUGGGUCCAUAGCUUCAAGUCCCUUACUGUCAGAUUCAGCUUAGAGAGCAUAAGUAGAUAAAAUUGGUGCUUUAAUGUUUAUAGCAAAUUAUGUUUGCUCAGCCUUCUUCGAGAUGGUGAGCUCAGCUUUCUCUUCAGUACCUACAAGAAACACUGGAUGGCUCAAAACGCUGACAGGACAUGCAGCUGGGACAAGCAUCUAAGAAAUCUUCAGGAUAUAUUUGUAUAGCUGGUUCUCACUCUUCCCUUUCUUACACUGGGCUAGCAAAGCUGCUUCAGAGGUGCAUCUGCAAAGAUACUUGAGAGAUCAGUUUGAUCUUCACAGUGUGUUUCUGCACUGUGGCACUGCAAGAAUACCCUGCACUGUAAACAAGAAUAGUACAACAGCAGUUCUUGUGGUACAAAUGCAGUACAAGGGUUUUGAGCAAGGAGCUACAGCUUCUGAGAGCCAGCUGAGCUCUCAGACCUGCUACUUAAGGCUGGGCAUUUCCAAAAGGCAAGGGCACUUCCAAGCCAGUGCUUGGAAGCCCAGUGAGACACGCGGUGCAGGGUGAUUGCUGUGUGUGUCGUCUUCUCAGUCCAAUGAUUAUAGGAAGCUUUUUUAUUGCACCUCUGAAUUUCCAAGAUCUUGGGCAUCAGGUCAGCGUUUCCACAGGCAGGUUUUAUUUGCCAUUCCAUUAAGUUUUGUACUCACAGCAACUCACUGCAAGGCUGGUCCUUGUAUCCUCACAGCAAGUCCUCCCUGUUGGCAGGUGCCAUAGCCAAUACCAGCAUAUCUCUGCAUCUCACUCCCUCCCUGUCCAAAAAGUGACUGUAGUAGCAUCAGCUCAGGCAAUAAUUAUUCAGAGAGCCUGAUGCUGGUGUUGUCUGGCUGUGGAGAAGCCUUCUGGAACAUAAGGGAGGGGAUGAGUCAAUGGAAAGCAGCAGAAGUGGAUUUGCAGAGCUUUACCAGAUGUGCUUGGCUACCUUGCCUCUAUUUCUAGAACAGAACUACUCUCUAGGUAGCUUAAUCUUGUGGCUGAUGGAGAAAUUAGUUUGCCAAAUUAUCAUAUAUCUGCAACAGAGACAGAAAAGCAGCAGUGAGGGGUUUGCUUACUGUAAAAUACACCUUCUGAUGUGAAUUAGUAGUGACACGCUGCCUCCUGGAUUUCUCACGGCAAAGAGCAGGUCGCGUGCCGAGAUAACUCGUGGGCCAUCCAGGCCGGGCUGUGCUGUCUGAUGUGUUAACAAUGGAAAGGCAAGAAAUUAGUCCAGAAAAUAAUGUAGAGCAUGAACUUUGUGAUAAAAUUCAAGUGUGAACAGUUGUAGCAGGUGCCUUCCCUGGGGGAGCAUCUCAAUAGCUGUAGUUACAUAGGAAUAAACUUUGUCAAGCUUUUUUCCUGUGACUGUCACCAAGUUUGCCCGCGGUGUGUUUGUAGGAGAGGAUCCCCCGUGAGCCUCCUGUGUAGUGAGAGGUUGUUGUUGGUCUGUAGCAUUGGGCUUGUUUGGUUUCACACCCGUCCCUGUCCCCACCAGUUCCCUGAGCUCUCCAGAUGAGCCCACACACCGCAGAGCCCGGAGAAGAGCCUGACGUGUGCCGUGUGGACGCUGAUGGCAAGGGCAUGCGUCCACAGAUCUGGGCACCUUCUCUUCAAGUGCAGCCCUAAAAAUCAACUUGGGGGAGGAAAACGGGAUGCGGCACCUUUGGAGUCGGUCCCACAUUGGCCUUCACCUCCCCGCUGCCCUCAGGCAACACGGGCUCUGUCUCCACAGAUCUGCCCCCAGCCGCUCUCCCAAAGCAUCCCCAGGAUCAUGACCAUAGGCACAUCCCAUGAGUGCCGGCAGAGCAGCUCCCUGGAGAGCCCAUCCCGCUCUUCCCAAUGGUGUCUCGCUGUAUUCACAUAAUUACCUCAGCCUUCGAGCCUUGACAAACAGGCGGGAAUUGCCGGCAGCAGAGCGGCCUCGGUGUUGGUUAUCCCGAGCCAUCCCACUCCAACAGCAGCAGGGAGGGUGCUCCCCUGCUCAUGGAAAAGCUCAGUAAGGUGCUGCUCAAUUCAUUCAAUACAGGGAAACCAAACAGUUUGGAUAUUCUGAUCGUUUAUUGUGAAAUCGUUUCCUAACAGCAACAGGUUUAAAUGUCAUCAUGCAAAUGGAACAGAGAAACCUUUUAUGCAGUUGCAAAGUGUUUUUCUAAGAUGCUAUGCAUUUUGUUGGGUUAUUGGAAGUGAAUUUACUGUGCAUUAAUCUUAUGAAUGUUACUACGUUUUAUAUUUAUUUUAGAUGACCCUCCUGUAUUUUACAAAGGGAAGUUUCAUUGUGUGAUAACUUAGUCUGUAUUCUUAAUAUAAUUUGUUAAAUAAAACUUGUUUUAAUCAGUU